This is a messenger RNA of Anolis carolinensis (green anole), 7643 nucleotides long. Its product is annotated as gastrula zinc finger protein XlCGF57.1-like. The transcript is spliced from 6 exons. The coding region runs from base 882 to 2687 and encodes 601 amino acids. The record is from RefSeq and is a predicted model, not a curated record. Gene Ontology annotation, biological process: regulation of DNA-templated transcription. Lineage: Eukaryota; Metazoa; Chordata; Lepidosauria; Squamata; Anolidae.
CUGACAUUUCGCCCACAUCUGUGGCAGGCAUCCUCAGAGGUUGUGAGGUCUGUUGGAAACUAGGCAAGUGGGGUAUAUGUAUCCGUGGAAUAAUGUCCAGGGUGGGAGAAAGAACUUUUGUCUGCUUGAGGCAAAUAUGAAUGUUGCCAUUGGUCACCUUGAUUAGCAUUAAAUAGCCUUGAAGCUUCAAUGUCUGGCUGCUCUCUGCCUGGCGUAAUCCUUUGUUGGGAAGUGUUAACUGGCCCUGAUUAAUUCAUGUCUGGAAUUCCUCUGUUUUCUGAGUGUUGUUCUUUCAUUGCUGUCCUGAUUUUAGAGUUUUUUUUAAUACUGGUAGCCAGAUUUAUUUCAUUUGCAUGAUUUCUUCCUUUCUGUUGAAAUUGUCGACAUGUGGAUUUCAGUGGCUUCUCUGUAUAGUCUGACAUGGUGGUUGACUUGUUAGAGUGGUCCAGCAUUUCUGCAAUUUGCAAUUUUGGGCCGAGAUAUCCCGUCUAACCUGUAGGUGGCACUGUGGCGCCAGGGACUGGGGGCAAGAACAUUACUAGAUCUACAUUAGAAACAACGGAGGGGAGGAGUUGGAAUGUUUAGAGUGAGUGCUGAUUGGUGGAACGCCGGAGAAAAUUUGCAUAUCGCUACUGAUUGGUAGUCGGGAUAGAAAGACAGUCCGCCCCCUCAUGCAGACUGGCUUCUGGGAAAGAGACCCCAGUUUCCUCGGCUGUCACUCUCGGCCUUGGCCCUUCCCUUUCCGGUUCUCCUUGCUCUCUUACUGGCUGCCUCACGUGGCCAUGCCCUUUCCGGCUAUUUGUGCCUGCCUCUUUCUAAUGUAGUGUGGAUUGCUGCAGCUCUCUCAGAAAAAUCUGAAAUUGGUGGAAAAUCUUGUUGAAAUGAUGGCAGGGCAAGACUUGGGAAAAGACCCUCCUUCCAUUCAGGAUAAGCUUAGUGGGGUCUUCUGGGAAAGAACCACACAGAAAAGCAUGGGAGUGGAAAUGCUCCGUGUGGAUGGACAGCGUCAGAGCUUCACACAGUUCUGCUACAAGGACACAGAGAGGCCCCGAGAACUUUGCAGCCAGCUACACCUUCUCUGCCGCCAGUGGCUCCAGCCAGAAAGACACACCAAGGCGGAGAUGAUGGAUCUGGUGGUGCUGGAGCAGUUCCUGGCCGUCCUUCCUGCGGAAAUGGCGCACUGGGUGAGGGAAUGCAGGGCAGAGAGCAGCGCCCAGGCCGUGGCCCUGGCCGAAGGAUUCCUCCUUAGCCAAGCAGAGGAAGACAGGGAGAUCAAAGAGCAGCAGGACUUGUUUGUGGAACCGAUGACCGAGGCAAUGAAUUGUCCAUCUGAGAUCAAGUCCGAAAUCAUGCUGGACAGUGACAGCUUCUCCACUGCAUCAGGAGAAGGAAUGAGCCCAUCUCUUGAUUUUGAUGCUCUUGGUGAAGCUUCAGUGGGGCUGAAUCAGGUGACCUUUGAGGAAGUGGCUGUGGAUUUCACGGAGGAGGAGUGGGCUCUGCUGGACCCGGGUCAAAGGGCUCUUCAGAUGGAAGUCAUGGAAGAGAAUUUCAGGCUCUUAUUCUCUCUGGGUGGUGGUGGGCAAUUAGAGGAGAAUGACGGAGAACCAAGUAGGCAGUUGUUCGAAAGCAUAAAAUGUAAACAGAUGGAAAGGAAAGAAAGAAAUCCUGUUGUUCAUUGGAAGGGGAGCAAUUCUCAGACUGGAGAGGUCUCUGCAGUCUCAGUCUCAGAAAUAAUUCAAAGAGUAAUGGAAAGAAACGGAUGCCUACUUUGUGGAAGAAGUUUCAGUUGUAAACAAAACCUUGAUUCUCACAUGAGAACUCACACAGGAGAAAAGCCAUUUCAGUGCUUGGAGUGUGGAAAGAGGUUCAGCCGCAAGUCGAUCCUCAUUAGUCAUGGAAGAGUUCACACACGGGAGAAACCAUUUGAAUGCUUGCAGUGUGGAAAGAGCUACAGCCGGAGGACGUAUCUUGCAUGUCAUGAAAGGAUCCACACAGGAGAGAAACCAUUUCAGUGCUUGGAGUGUGGAAAGAACUUCAGGCACAAAGCCAACCUUACAUGUCAUGAAAGAAGCCACACAGGAGAGAAACCCUUUAAAUGCUUGCAGUGCGGAAAGAGCUACAGCCGGAGGACGUACCUUACGUGUCAUGAAAGAAGCCACACAGGAGAGAAACCCUUUAAAUGCUUGGAAUGCGGAAAGAGCUACAGUCGGAAAACGCAACUUACAUAUCAUGAAAGAAUCCAUACAGGAGAGAAACCGUUUGAAUGCAUGCAGUGUGGAAAGGCUUUCAGUCAAAAGGCAUUUCUUGUUUCCCAUCAAACUGUCCACACUGUGGAGAAGCCAUUUCAGUGCUUGGAGUGUGGAAGAAGCUUCAGCCAAAAGACAACACUCCUUCGCCAUCAAAGAGUCCAUACAGGAGAGAAACCAUUUCAGUGUUUGGAGUGUGGAAGGAGCUUCAGGCAGAAGGCGAAUCUCACUUGUCAUCAAAGAGUUCAUACAGGGGAAAGGCCGUUUCAGUGCUUGGACUGUGGAAGACGCUUCAGUUUGAAGUUGAGCCUCACUUACCAUCAAAGAGUUCACACUGGGGAGAAACCAUUCAAGUGCUUGAAGUGUGGGAAAAGUUUCCGCCAUAAGGUAUCCCUCAUUUCUCAUCAUGCAUCUCACACAGUGAAAGAAACAAUCAAAUAGCUGGAUUAUGGAAAGAGCUUCAGGCAGAAGACAGACCUACAUUGUUCCAAAACGUUCAUACAGGAGAGAAGCCGUUUCAUUGCUUAGAGUGUGGAAAACAGUUUGGGCAGAGAUUACACCUGACUUGUUAUCAACGACUUUAUUCAGUCAAGAAACCAAGAACAUUUUUACAUGACGCUCUAAAACCAGGUUCUAGAAUUACAAACCCAUCUUGCUUGAACUGAAGCAUUCCCUAAUACCCACUGUUCUUAUCGUAUCAAUUGUUUAUACAAGUUGAAGUGGCUUUUAUACCACAGGUGCUGGGACAUAAAUCUUCCCAACCCAUGUAUUGCCCCUCUUCCUAAAUGCUCCUUUAUUUUAUCAAAGUCUGAAAGAAUUGCACCACUGCAAGAGUUAAGAAUUUCACAUGAUCAAGCUUCUUUCUCUAUAAAGCAGGGUUUGCAGUUGCCUAGUCAAUACUUCUGCAUUUUCACAGUACACAAGCAUUGUCUCUAUGAACACUUACACUAUUAAUAAAAAUGAAGAUGCGUUUUACAAUUAUAAUCUCUUUCCUCAUUUGUGUACUCUGCAAGUAGGACGCUUAUAUUUGAUUGGCCAGCUUUGUUUAGCAACAUACAAGUAUGCACAAACUGGACGUUUUGCAAAAUGAACUUGCGUACAGAAAUGAAACAAUUAAGAAGGGAAAACCAUAUCAGUUCCUAUAAUUAUCUGCAAAGCUGCACAGUUGCUUGACCUGAAGAAAUGUUACAAGAGGAAGAAAAUGGGCUGAAACUGGGAACUAUCACCUUUGCAACCAGAGGUCUUCUUGGUCUGCCUAUUAGAAGUUGAAAUGACAGCAGAUUGGGAACAAUGAAGUACAGAGGACCGAAGGAACAUCCAUGACACACCUAUGGUCAGGCGCCCUCAAUCCAGAGUGCUUUCAGAUUAUCGCAUGGCUGUAAACAUUUUGAACACCAAUUCAACAUGCUUUCAACACCCUAAAAUGGAUUUCUGUUUACAGAAAACUACCACUUCAACAUGAGUAGAAGACUGAUUUACUCAGUGUUUACAAUGAUGCUGUGUGAUGGUUUUCAUUUGCGGCUCGGGAGCUUCGAGCACUUGCUAAAGUCUACUGCAAUAAUAUUCCAAGUAAAGCCCUGACUAUGGAAAGAAAGGCUGGAAGAGAGGGACUUUGGUUGUCAUUAGGGAGACCAUUUGAAUGCUCAAAGUAUGGAUAAAGUUUAACUCAGAAGGUGCACUUCACAUUAGCAAAGACCUCGUGUAGGUGGUAAAAAUCUGUGAAUGCUUGCAGCUUAGAAAAAACUUCACUUAUAUCUCAUUUAUCAUGAAAAUGUUCACACAAGUGGUAAACUAUUUUAAGGUGUGGAAGAAGCUUCCAUAGGAAAAUGCACUUCACUCAUCAACAAAAGCUUCACACGAGAGAAACCAUGUAAAUGCUUUGAGAGUGAGAAGAGUUUCCAGCAGAAGUCACAUCUCAUUCACCAUCAAAUAACUAACACAGGAGAGAAACUAUUUAAAUGCUUACAAUGUGGAAAGCACUUCAAACAUUACUCAUUUCCAAUCAAACUAUUCACACAGGAGAUACGAAGUGUGGAAGAAACUUCCUUUGAAAGGCAGAUCUUACUUAUCAUCAAAGAGUUUAUACAAGAGAGAUGCUUGGAGUGUGGGAAAACUUUCAGUCAUAAGAUAUCCCUCAUUAGUCAAACAGCGCAUUCGGGGAGACACCAUGUAAAUUCUUGGACUGUGGAAAUUCAGAAGAAGGACUUCACUCGCCAUCACAGAAUUUGUACAGGAGAGAAACCAUUUGAAUGCUCAGAGUUUGGAAAGGGCUUUAGUUGGAAGAUGCCCCCACUUGUCAUCAAAGAAUUCAUAUCAGGAAAAGCUUCAGAGUGUGGGAAGCACUUCAGUCAGAAGAUACACUUGAUUUGCUAUCAAGCAACUCACAUAAAGGAGUAUACAUUCAAAUCAGGAGUGAGCAGAGGCGGCCUGAACAUUAGAUUUUGGCCUGCUUUGUUGCCCCUUAUUUACCAUCAAGGAAUUUGCACAGUAGCCAUUCAAAUCAGGAAUGUGCCAACAAUAGAGCUGAGGUGUCCCUGGUUCCUGUCACCCGAUUUUGGGUUGCUUUGGUACCUCUGAGCACUGCUGAUUGUUGUCAUGGCUGUCAUAUUGGAAGAGACAUUGCAUCUGCCAUUUGGGACAAAUGGAAGUGCCAUUCCUGUUUUCUUUGGAGACAUUAUGGUGAGAAAUCUUUCCCAGUUUUUGGGUGACUGAAAGCUUGAUACAGUAUUUAACAGUCCAAUUUAGGCAGUAAAACAGAGUGGUAGGACCACUGUUAAGGGUUAGUAAGAGUCCUAGAGGCCGUGUUGGUUCUCCUAAAUAUCAGGUGGCCUGAAGGUCCUACAGUUCUUAUGUUCUUAAAUGCUUGGAGUAUGGAAAUAAUUUAUCUAAAAGAUAGUCCUUAUUUUUCAUCAAGGAACUCAUACAGAGACUAUCUUUAAGCACUGAAUGUGUAAGAAGAGGGCAUGGGGAUGGGGAUUAUAGUGAUGAUAGUGAUAAUUUUAUUUGUUACCCAUCUCUCCUCAUGGCUUGAGGCAGGGCACAACAUAAUUAAAAUACAUGCAUAAAACAGAAGACUGUAAAAAUACAUGUAUUAAAAACACAGAACAAAGAUUAAAAUACCAAUACUUAUAAAAUGUAAAUUUGAAAUUCAUAGUUUGAAAUUGGCAGAGUAGACCUGUUGGAAGAAAUAGGUUUUUAAUUACGUCUUACAUUCUGACAACUCAUUUAGUCGUCAGAUUUCUUCCAGCAGGUCACGCCACAGUCUUGGGGCAGAUAAUGAAAAGGUUCUCUGUGUGAAAGUCACCAGUCAGGUUCUGACUGGUUGGAAUAAAUGCCCCCAGAGGACCUAAAGUGUCAUAAGGAGCAGAUUGUAUGGGAAAAGGCAAUCCUGUAGGUAACCUGGACCCAAACCAUGUAGGGAUUUAAAGGUCAAAACCAGCACUUUGCCCCAAAACUAAUUAGCAGCCAGUGGAGUGACUUUAAUAAUGGUGAAAUAUGCUCACUCCUGGAUGUUCCUGCAAGUCAGUGGUUCUCAACCUGUGGGUCUCCAGAUGUUUUGGCCUUCAACUCCCAGAAAUCCUAACAGCUGGUAAACUGGGAUUUCUGGGAGUUGUAGGCCAGAACACUUGGGGACCCACAGGUUGAGAACCACUGCUGUAACAAGUCUGAUUGUUGUGUUUUGAACUAAUUGGAGCUUCCAAACUUGGUACGGAGAUAGCACAAUGCACAGCGCAUUGCAGAACCUUGAGGUGACCUGUGCCCUUCCAAAUUUAGGAAGGGCACAGCUAGCAUAUUGGCUGAAGCUGGUAGUUAGCCCUCCUGACUGUCGCAUCUACCUGACAUUUGGAGGGAUGGAUAUAGGGUCCCUUCCAUGAUGCAAACAGUCUUUUGGGGGAGUGUAACACCAUCCAGAACUGGUUGACACACUUCCAUCCCCAGAUUAGGACCCUUGAUGACAAGCACCUCUGUUUUGUCUGGAUUCAGUUUCAGUUUGUUUUUCCUCAUCCAGCCUAUUACGUCCUCCAGACAUUCAUUCAGAGGAAACACACUAUACUUAGCUGAGGCUGUUUUUGAAGGCAUGGAAAAAUAUAUUUAGGUGUCAUCACUGCUAACACCCCACCUCAUGUCUCUGGUUUCAAAAGCCGCUAAGAAAUCUAGAAGCACCAAGAGGGCCACACUCGCCCUGUCAGUCUUGAGACUGAGAUCAUCCACUAAGACAGUGGUUCUCGACUUGUGGGUCCCAGGUUUUUUGGCCUACAACUCCCAGAAAUCCCAGCCAGUUUAUCAGCUGUUAGGAUUUCUGGGAGUUGAAGGCCAGAACAUCUGGGGACUCACAGGUUGAGAACCACUGCUAAGAUGAUCUGUCCUGAAGUCUGUUUGAAAUGGUUCAAGGAAAUGUGUGUCAUCCAAGACUUUCUGGAGCUGGACAGAAACUGCCUUCUCAAUCACUUUGCUCAUAAAAUGAUAUUUUAAAUUGUAAGUCGCUCGGAGCACUCUGGUGGAGAGUGACUAAUUAAGAAAUAAAGUGAAGUGAAAAGGAAGGUAGAGACUGGUUUGUAGCUAUUAAGGUCCAGCGGAUACAGGGAGGACUUUGGAGUAUUUAGUUAAUUGUCCUAACUGAUGGUAGGUUUGUGGAAUUCACCAAUCUGAACCAGCAUCAAGUAGAGAACACUAUUAGCACUUACAAAGUCUGUACCUUAACUGUCUCGAACAAUAUGCCUUUUCUCUCCACAAUGCUGGAAGGGUUAUAAAGACAAGAGAUUUAAGGUUUAGAUGUGGUUGGGAUGCAAUGAAGUUAAAAAUGGGGACUGAUGUGGUAAAAGUCCUAUCAGUUAUGCUAAAUAAAAAAAAUCAAAUGUACUGAAUUUUUUAAAAUGACCUAUUCUGAAGCUCUUCUUUUUAUAUUCAAAAGGCCUAAUUCAUCACUUUAAUAUUAACUUUUUAAUUUUCUUGCGAGCAGCAUGCUUAGAAAUUACAAAGCAUUGAAACUUUGUAAGUAAGGGGUUUUUUUUCCUAAAUAAAAAAGAUUAUGGUCCUUAACUCUGGUAGUAAAACUAACUUAUCAGAGAAGAACAUCAAAAGGGCAAACAGGAGUUUUGAUUUUGUAUCAAUGUAUAGGAUAUACAGAGUUCAAAACCACAUAAUUUGAACUUCUGGAAUAAUGCUUAAACUUUUAGAUCAAUCCAUUUUAGUAACUUUACAGUUAGAGAAUAGAUAUAUAAAGAUACUGAUAUUAAUGUGAUAGAUGUUGCAAUGGAGAUUAAUACUAUAUUGUUGAUUUGUUUUAGGUUCUUGUUUUCCUGUUUCUUUUCUUUCUGUAACUGUACAGUUACCCUGGCCUUUUUUGUUAUCAAGUUUAUGUAGUAUGUCAAGAUGAAAUAAAUUUUCAAAAAAAUA